This is a messenger RNA of Zychaea mexicana, 1081 nucleotides long. RefSeq lists its product as uncharacterized. The transcript has 5 exons. Gene Ontology annotation, molecular function: protein binding; calcium ion binding. Lineage: Eukaryota; Fungi; Mucoromycota; Mucoromycetes; Mucorales; Lichtheimiaceae. The record is from RefSeq and is a predicted model, not a curated record. Bases 82 to 1026 code for a protein of 314 amino acids.
AUGCAUAUCGCCGAUUUUACAGGACCCGAAAUUUUUUUGUCUUGCUUUUCCUUCUAAUAUCAACACACACACACACACAAAAUGAGCAGACUUGAGAAUCUAAACGUCAAUAUACGCGAACUACUUGCCAAUUCACUCGAGCCACGUGAUCUCGUCGAAUUAGCAACCACGUCGAAACAAAUGUGCAACUCUAUGAUGGACAACAGCGUUUGGAAGAGUAAAACCAAUAAUGACUUUGGCAAUCUAUUUGAAAUUUACGCCAUCUUCACGAAAUCAGCGGGUUUGGAACUGGCACCUGAUUUAGCAACAAAGUUUAGUCAAGAACCUACAAACUGGAAAGAAUAUUAUGCGCAAAAGAACGCCGCCGUCGACAGCGCGGACGACGAAGCUUUAAUGACUCAGGCAGAAAAGGAGUAUUCGGAAGCACAAGCCUUUCUCAAAACGUUCCAAAGUGACGGCAAUGUUUCUGUAUUAAGUCGCGUUGCGUCCAAAAUGAUGUGGAUCUUGGAUGUUUUCCCCACGCAUGCUGGAUGCUAUUAUAUCCUUGGAUUUAUCCUAUUCGUUCUCAACAGACUUGAAGAUGCUUUGAUCCCGUUACGUACUGGUCGUCUUGUUGACCCUGGAUUCGAACCUAUUACUGAACUCCAAGAAGAAAUCCAAAGGAUAUUGCAGGGAUAUAAAGGAUCUCAGGAUGAGACACCAUUGCUGGAACAGGACACGCUUUCUCGUGAAUUGAAGGAAGUGCUCGAGGAGAUUUUCCGAAACUUUGAUAGAGACCAGGAUGGUGCAUUGAAACCAGAGGAACUGGAUAGCUUUAUCUUUACCACCAACGGCUCGCAUCCCCCUGCACCUUUCUUGCGACAAAUGGGACAACGAUUUGGAAGCAAUGCACGCGGCUGGCUGACGCGAGACGGAUUUUUGGCAUUUUACCUAGAACAAACCUUAGACGAUCCAUCAGAAACUCGAAGUGACCUUGGUGUCCAUGGAUAUGACCCCCAAAGUUUAAAAAAACGCAUGGAGGAAUGAUCAUAAUAAAAACAACUUUUUGCAUCAUUUUCUCUAUACUCUUUGUGUAACAGUA